Messenger RNA from Schistocerca gregaria, 4668 nucleotides. RefSeq names its product rho GTPase-activating protein 19 (gene RhoGAP54D). Gene Ontology annotation, biological process: signal transduction; regulation of small GTPase mediated signal transduction. The record is from RefSeq and is a predicted model, not a curated record. Gene Ontology annotation, cellular component: cytoplasm. The transcript is spliced from 10 exons. The coding region runs from base 1522 to 4020 and encodes 832 amino acids. NCBI's taxonomy places the organism in Eukaryota, Metazoa, Arthropoda, Insecta, Orthoptera, Acrididae. Gene Ontology annotation, molecular function: GTPase activator activity.
UUCAUUAAAAUAAAAUGUAUUAUCCCAACUACAACAGUAACAUCGUUUGAGUGGGACUGUUGAAAUCGGAUAUAUUUAUAAUAUGAUACCAUCACAUAUUGACCACUGACAUGUGCGUUUCAGUUUUUUUGAUUGCUUAUUGUUGAACUUGAGAUAUUUCAAUUGUAAAUAUCUUUCUGUUUAUAUAUCUAACUUCUUUGUGUUUUCAUCUAUGUUACAGAUCAUCUAUGUUGUAGAUCAUGACCAACAAAGAAUUUGGAAUAGGUUAAAAAUUGGUUGCUUUUAUUGGUUUCAUGCAGGAACAUAGUUCCUUGUUACUGAUUUACUUUAGUAGGAUCAGUCAUCUGUAAUUAAUAAAUGUGCUUGUCUGUCUUCAUACAUUUUUGCUUUUACCCGAAACGUGUCCUGUAAGAGCAAAACUUUUGAAAUGUCCCCUUUUCUGUUCUAGUAAUUUGACAGCAACAAUUGUUGCACAGUUUUCAUCCAUUUUCUUUGUGGUUAGUAAUGGAAUGCUUUGAUGGAACACUGUGUUGCUGUAGUGGGCAAUAUUUACAAAUCUGGUGAGUGUUGUGCAGAAACUGUUCGCAAUUUCUGUGGAACACUUGGUCAACAAAAUACGCUAAGUAAGUUGAGUGUAAUGAUGCUCUCAUGGUAGUCAUUCACUGCAAAACAUUGUCGUUGUGGAUGAGUGAUAGUGUUGCUGUAAGUCCAAUGAAAUAUGUUUGCCAAUCUUGACAACAAGUGGAUAUUCCCAGAAUCAGCAUGCAGUGAAUUCUGAAAGUUCUGCACUUUUCAGCUUGCCUAAAAAAUUCCAAAUUAAACAAGAACUGAAGCUAAACAAUCGUGAAACAAAGAAGACACAACAGUUUCAUCAAAAAAAUAAUGUGCAUUGGUGGGGCACUUUUUGUUGAAUAGCUUUGUGAACAAGCAAAAUUGCAGGAAUAGGGGCACAGGAAACCUCAAAUUGUUAUGGAGAAACAAUUACAUCCACACUGUCUGUCUGUCUGUCUGUCUUUGCGUUGUGUGGCAUUUGGGCUGAGGGCAUAGUUGGACCAUACCUUUUUGAAGAUGGUGCCAGAAAUGCAUCAACAGUGGACAGUAAGUGCUACUGCAAUAUGUUAAGAGCUUUUGUGGUUUCAACUGGAUCAUGUGAAUGCCGAAGAGGUUUAAUUUCAGCAAGAUGGUGCAACAUGUCACACUUUGAUUGCAACAAUGCACUUUUUAGAGAGGUUCCAUGGCUGGAUGAUUACUUUCAACGGUGACUUUACCACUCAGAUCUUGUGAUUUGACACCAAGUGAUUUCUUCUUGCAGAGAAUCAAGAUGUAGGUAUGCAGAAAGAUAUGGCCAAUUUCAUCGAAAGAAGUAGUUGUGCGUGCAGAAUCGUGAAGGGCAUUUGAAUAAUACCAUAUUUAAUACAUAAUUACAGGUCUGAAGUUGCUCAUGAAAAGAACAAGUUCAAGCCAUCAAAGUGGGUGUCUGUUGCUUUCUCCAGAAAAGCAAAGUGUCCAUCAAAAGGUGUCAUGGAAGGUGCUCCUUUAACACAAGAAGGAAUUUGUCAAGUGUAUCAGCUUAUUGAAUUUUUAGGAAAAGAACAGAGUAUUAUUCAAGAAGGUAUAUUUCGUCGAAGUGGAAAAAUGACUCGUCAGAAUGAGCUGAAGAUGUUGAUGAACCAGGGAGUGCCUCUAAAGUUGGGAGAAGGGAACUUCUCUGUGCAUGACUGUGCUUCAGUAUUGAAGAACUUCCUGGCAGAAUUACCAGAGCCAUUGUUAACUGAUGCACAUUUUCCAGCGUACUACCAAAUAUCAGAUUUAUGUAAAGAGGUAGCAUCAGGACGUGGAAAUGAGAAACGUUUACUCAGAGCACUUCAGCUACUUCUUCUUCUGUUACCAGUUGAAAACCGUUUGCUUCUGAGGGAUCUGCUGCAGUUACUGCAUAAAACAGCUUGUCAUGAGGCUAAAAAUAAGAUGUCGGCAGACAACCUUGCGACACUGUUCACACCACAUCUUAUCUGCCCAAGAAAGCUGACACCAGAAGCUUUGCAUGACAAUUCUCAGAAAAUGUGUGGUGUAAUUGCUUUCAUGAUCAAGCAGGAAAAGAACUUGUUCAGUAUUCCACCAAAAUUGGCUACAGAUGUUCGUGCUUUCUGGAUUGAGCAUAAUAAAUCAAGAAUAACACCGAAGGUAUGUAGAGUAAGCACUGAUGGUUUAACAGCAAGUACAGUGUUCUCAUUUGUCGAUCGUGAACGCUCGGCAGAAGUUCAUAAACAGGUGGGAGAUCCUACUGAGGUAGCACUGGCCCAACUCUAUGCCCACAUUCAGACAUUGCCAGAGUCUCAACACAAACGUCGUCUUGUGAAACAGUUUAAUCGAGAAAAUGGUCAUGGAACACCAUUACGUUUCAAACCACACGGCCGAAGCCGUAGUUUGGGUGAUUCUAUUAAGAGACAUAUUUUCAAAGGUGGAACAAAGAUGGACAAGUGUGAAGAUUCUUUGGGGCGGCGGCGCAGUGUGGUUAGGUCUUUGAGUCAAGAAGACAUAAGUACACCAACAAGAACAGGCGAUCGUAUUAAAUUAUUCCAGGAACAUGGAAGUGGUGGAUUCACUCCCCUCUGUGAAUUCCCUACUUUGAAAAAAUCAUUGUGUGACUCUAAUUCAACCGUAGUACGUCUAAGAUACUCAAGGAAAACUGCCAAACCACUGUUGUUGAGACGGCGGCUGAUUUGUGUUGAUUCUGAGAAUAGCAUGUGUGAAGAAAACAGUGUUAUGCUCAAGUCACUUAGGCUUAAUAACUGUGACUCUAGUAGUGGAUCCCAUUCCAGCAAAUGGGAUGGCUUACAUAAAAAUUCAGUGAGCAAUAAGUCUCAAAUGAAUAUUGCUUUUAGCUCAGUGCAGUGCCAACAAUCUACUGUUGAUACUCAUAAUGAAUUAUUAGUAAAUGAUUACUGUGACAGACACCUUAUAAAUGGUAACAUUCCCCUUACAGUUAGAAAUAUGAAAUUAAUUGGUGUACCUGAAAGCCUGAGUAAUGGGAGAUUAUUUCAUGCAAAGUCUGUGACUUUUGAAGCGGAAGGUGAUCACAGUAAUUCCCCUGCAUUCCAUGUCAACCUUCAUUCAGCCUAUCCAGUGGCAGCACCUUUACGUAACUCAAGUGAUAGAAAUUGCAGUGUAUGGUUAAGUGAAUUGGACACAGAACGUACACAAGCUUUACAAAGAGACCAGUCUCCUUCUGUUCUUCCAUCUACCCCAAUCUGGGCUGCAAGUACACCUGCCCUGCAGGUCAUCAGCUUAAACCAAAGCAGCUCCAUAUCACCCAUCACCCGGUCUACUCAGAAAAUGCCUAAAGCUAUGCAGGAAACAAUGAUGACUCCAAGAAGCAGAAAACCAGUUGUUGUUCUGUCUGGAUCUAAUCUCUGCCAUCUUACAAGUAUUAAUAAUAUGGACACUCCAGAUGAUGCUAAUAGGAUGCCUUCACCCAUUGGUGGGAGUUGUGCCAUUAAAGCAUUUGUGAAUGGUGACUGUGUCGGCACAGAAAUACACACACCGAUAAAACCUGCUGGUGCUUUUUGCACUAUAAGUGAUUGUGAUAAAGAAAAUAGCUGUUCAAGAAAAAUAGUCCUGGAAAAUGAAAACGGUAUUUUCAACAUGUACACCAAUGGCCAUGAAGCUGAUAGUUGUAAUGGCGGUUCCCUGAGCAGCCCGUUUAAAUCAUAUCUGUCAAGUCGUAGUGUCCUUACUGCUUCUCCAAUUGACUUGAGUUUUAUAAGCCGUGGGAGUGAUUUGGACUCUUCUGUAGAAGAACAUAGGAUUCUGCAAAGUGUUGAGAACAAUCUGAGUGAAUCAUUAUUGUUUUGCCUAAAUGGAGGUCAACCAUCUUCUCUGGAUGAUGAAAGUGUGGAAAAUAGCAGGUUUGCGGCAGACAAACUGUGUGCUGUUCAAGUAGCUACUUCUGUACCUGUUAAAGAUGUGGGGACUGAGUCGUCUACAUUUUGCAAGAACUUUCUGCAAGAAACAUCAUUAUGAUGUUGAUCAGGUAUUUUUACGUAAUCAUCAGAAAUACGUACUGAGGCCAGUAUUGACAUAAUGUUGAUAGUUCAACAUUAACUGUAUUUGUCCUAAAUGUGAUAUGGAAUACCAAAAACCUGUAACAAUAGUAUUUACAACCAAGUACAAGAACUAACUUGUAAUGUUUCUAUGACACUGUAGAAAAAUUUCACUGGUAUCAGGCCAAAGUAAGACUGUUACUUCAAAAGUUGUCAAACAGAAGCUUCAAACUGUCUUGCAGCUUUCGUAGUGACAUUAAAUAUUUAAGGAUUCUUAGAUGUUUCAUAUACCUUUUAAAUGUCACAUUAUUUCAAAUGUUUGGAAAAACUUCCUUUUCUUAGGUUCUUUAAAGGACUUUGUGCGUAUCAAAAAUUAAGAUUGUAAAUUUUAAAACAGAUGUAAACAUAUUGUAAUAUAGAUUCUUACGUUAAUUUAUAUUUCAUUCAAACUGAAAUGUUCAUCUAGUUAUAAUGAGUUAAUGCUCCUUUCUGUUUUGUUUAUUGCAUUCUACUUUCAUGAUGUAUAGUACAAGAAACUGUAAGUGCCAUGUACAAAAAGAAAUAUAUUAACUUUCACCUUUUUUGGUGCUGUUACGGCUUAAUAAUUAAAUUAUUUUGAACAAAAUAU